AUGGAUAUGAAAGAGUAUUACAGGGAAGAAUAUCUCAGGAUUUGUUAUGGAAUGGUAAAAUGUGGAGGACCCCAUUACAAGUCUACAUGCCCUCAGCUGAGCAACUCCAAGUUUUGUGUUCGGUGCAACAAGAAUGGGCAUUGGGAGAAAGAAUGCAACUUGGGAAGAGGAGCAGCGAUGAGGCCGCCGAAUGCUGGGAGGUUUCAACAGAGGGGUGGUGGUCGAGCACAAGUGGUUGGUCGGGUAUAUGCUAUAACUGGGGCUGAAGCAGCAAGCUCAGGUAAACUCAUCACCAGCUCUUGCCUGUUAUAUGGAUUGCCAUGUUGUGUGUUGUUUGACUCGGGGGCAACACAUUCCUUUAUCUCAAAGGCAUGUGUUGAGAAGUUGGGGUUGUUGGUGAGUGAUAUGCAGUUUGAUCUGGUGGUGUCAACCCCAGCAGCUGGUGAGGUUAGGACUUUUAUUGUAUGUAUUAGAUGUCCGAUUAAGGUGGAAGGGUGUAGAUUCAAAGUAAACCUUAUAUGCUUACCUCUACAAGGCUUAGAGGUAAUUUUAGGAAUAAAUUGGUUAGCUACCAAUCACAUUCUCAUAGAUUGUGGCGAGAAGAAGUUAAUAUUUCCUAAUGAAGAAGAAGAAUUGUCCUUGACAGUAGGCCAGUUAAGGAUAGAUAUAAUGGAGGGUGCUAGCUGUUUUCUGGUAAUGUCGCACGUAGACGUAGUACCAGAGGAGUUGGCAUAUGACCGUUCGGUCAGUGGAAAGCAAAAUGGAGACCGAUCGGUUGUGAACGAAUUUAUGGAUGUUUUUUCCUGA
This is a messenger RNA of Vigna angularis (adzuki bean), 807 nucleotides long. RefSeq lists its product as uncharacterized. Gene Ontology annotation, biological process: proteolysis. The transcript has 2 exons. Bases 1 to 807 code for a protein of 268 amino acids. The record is from RefSeq and is a predicted model, not a curated record. Gene Ontology annotation, molecular function: zinc ion binding; nucleic acid binding; aspartic-type endopeptidase activity. NCBI's taxonomy places the organism in Eukaryota, Viridiplantae, Streptophyta, Magnoliopsida, Fabales, Fabaceae.